ACUUCAGGCUUCCCUCCCCAUUGUAACCGAUGGGUAUAGCCGGUGAUUUUCCACUAUGAAUCUGAUGCUACUAACUCAUAUACACUGGGAGCCAAGAGCCUCUAUACAGUGUGAGCUGGGAUCUCAUGUAUACAGGACGUACGGAGUGUAUAGGAGCUGGGAGAGAGUGGCACAGGGAGCUGACACUCACCUACACACACACAGCUACAAGGGGACACCUGCAGAUACAUCACAGGAGCAGGCUUCACAAUGAGUAAUAAAGAGAAGCUUCAAUGCCUGAAGGAUUUCCACAAGGACAUUCAGAAACCUUCUCCAGGGAAGAGCCCUGGAACCAGACCAGAAGAUGAAGCAGAUGGAAAACCCCCUCAGCGGGAGAAAUGGGCCAGCAAGAUUGACUUUGUACUUUCAGUUGCUGGAGGGUUCAUUGGACUGGGCAACGUUUGGAGGUUCCCGUACCUCUGCUACAAAAAUGGCGGAGGGGCCUUCCUCAUCCCAUAUUUUAUAUUCCUGUUUGGGGGUGGGUUACCCGUGUUUUUCCUGGAAGUGGUUUUGGGACAGUUUACAUCUGAAGGAGGUAUAACCUGCUGGGAGAAGAUAUGCCCCGUUUUUACAGGAAUUGGAUAUGCCUCUAUUGUUAUUGUGUCCCUGCUAAAUGUGUACUACAUUGUGAUUCUUGCCUGGGGUGUUUACUACCUGUUCCAGUCAUUCCAAGGACAGCUGCCAUGGGCUCUCUGCCACCAGGCAUGGAACACAGAGAGUUGUGUGGAAGACUCUUUCAGGAAAAACAGGACCAUGUGGAUGUCAAUGAACUCUACCAACUUCACCUCUCCUGUUACAGAAUUCUGGGAGCACAAAGUUUUAAGCUUAUCAAAGGGAAUUGAUGAUGUUGGAGUACUGAAAUGGGAUCUAGCCCUGUGUUUGCUGCUGACAUGGGUCAUCUGUUUCUUCUGCAUCUGGAAAGGAGUGAGAUCCACAGGCAAGGUGGUUUACUUCACAGCCACGUUCCCCUUUCUCAUGCUCCUUGUACUAUUGAUCCGAGGGGUCACUCUGCCAGGGGCAGCAGAAGGGAUUAAGUUCUACUUGUACCCAGACAUCACCCGCCUGGCAGAUCCUCAGGUAUGGAUUGAUGCUGGGACCCAGAUUUUCUUCUCUUAUGCCAUCUGCUUGGGAGCCAUGACCUCCUUGGGCAGUUACAACAAGUACAAGUACAACUGUUACAGGGACUGUAUGCUGCUGGGAUGCCUCAACAGUGGUACCAGUUUUGUGUCUGGCUUCGCCAUUUUUUCCGUCCUGGGCUUCAUGGCACAAGAGCAAGGGGUGGACAUUGCAGAUGUGGCAGAGUCAGGUCCUGGCCUGGCCUUCAUUGCUUACCCCAAGGCAGUGUCCAUGAUGCCUCUGCCCUCCUUUUGGGCCAUCCUAUUCUUUAUUAUGCUUCUGCUGCUUGGACUGGAUAGCCAGUUUGUUGAAGUUGAAGGACAGAUCACAUCUCUAGUUGAUCUGUAUCCGUCCUUCCUACGGAAGGGUUACCGGCGAGAAAUCUUCAUCGCUGUAGUGUGUUUCCUCAGCUAUCUUCUGGGGUUAACCAUGGUUACUGAAGGUGGCAUGUACGUGUUCCAACUCUUUGACUACUAUGCAGCUAGUGGUGUUUGCCUCCUGUGGGUUGCAUUCUUUGAAUGCGUUGCUGUAGCCUGGGUUUAUGGCACUGAUAAAUUUUAUGAUAAUAUAGAAGAUAUGAUUGGAUAUAAACCAGGACCAUGGAUGAAGUGGAGCUGGACUGUGAUCACUCCUCUUCUCUGUGUGGGCUGUUUUAUAUUCUCAUUAGCCAAGUAUACCCCACUUACCUACAACAAGUAUUACGUCUACCCAGACUGGGCAAUUGGACUGGGCUGGGUCCUUGCUUUGUCGUCUAUGAUCUGCAUCCCCUUGGUCAUGGUGUUCCGCAUUGUACAUUCUGAUGGCUCUCUCAUCGAGAGGAUCAAAGCUGUUACAGCUCCCAGAGAAGUAAACCGCUGGGCCAAGAAUUCAGAAGAAGCUGCUCCAAUCUGCACAAAUGGAGGCUUUCAAACACCAACACAUGUUAUUGUGGAGACCAUGAUAUGACCAAGUGCCCAAGCUCCCUAGGGAGGGACAGUUGUGUUCUAAGCUCUUUACUAACCCUCUCCUUAGAUAAAGGAUGUCCAAUGUAAGGCCCUUUAGGUUUGGUUGAACCCCCCUUAUUUUGAGAGUAAGGUGCAGGGGGUUGUAUUCCAGUGUCAACUGGAGGCCUGCAGCUUGGCAAUCUCUGCCUUAGAAACAUGUUUAUGGAGAUCUCGAUUUGCACUAGAAUUCGAUUUUUUGGCUCUUGUGGAGUAUAUUGUGUUUUAUAUAUAUGUGUGUGCGAAAGUGCGUAUGGUAUAUUUUAUAGCGAGUGCCUAAUCUCUAGGUGCAGAGAAAGAUUCUCAUAUCACAGCAGUUUUUGAACAUGUUUAUAUAUCAUAUAUCCUUACACAGCAGUUGUAUGUGCAGCUGGAGUCUACCUUCUGUUAAGUUCUAAAGUCUACAGGGGCAGCAAUUAUUGUUAUAACAUCUGGAAAGAAGCUUUAUCCUGAUGAAGAAUAUUGAAAACUAGGAAAUUGAAAAGGCUUCACUGUGAAAGGGGCAGGAGUUUGUCAGUGAUUGGCACAUGAUUCAGUCAACAAUGAUGGCUUCCAAACCACUGUGCAGCUCUGCAGUCUGUGGGCCAUAAUUAAGUGGGGUAGUGGCGGUGAUGUGAAUUGGGGACUGGGUUUGCUCUGCUCUGGAAAUAUCAGGUGAUAUCUGAAGACUUCCCAGCUUUAUUCUCAACAGCAGCUCAACGCAGAAUAUUAAGUUAAUGAGAAAAGGAAAGUCUUGUGACGUUGCUGCUCAGAAAAUUGUUAGGUCACAGAGAAGAUUCAUUUGAUGUUUCUGUAGUCCUUUCUAAGCAGAGCAACAUCUUCUCAUUCUCACUUGCAUUCUACACAAUCUCUUCUAACCAAUGAUAUACCUACAGAACAGAAAAGACUUAAUACUGUAUGUCCUGUUAACCAUCUGAAUGUGCAUCUUCUGCUGAUGGUAAUUAUGGUAAUGGAAAUUUAUGAUAUUUGGAAGGUUUAGUAUUGAAAUGUGUGUGUCUUUGUAUAAUACACAUUAUUUUUUUUAUUUUUAUAGGAAAUUCCCCUUUAAUAUUCAUUGAGAAACAGAAUAAUUUAAUCCUUAAGAAGGCCCUUGAAAUUUUUUUUUUAUUAUUUUAGUUCUCUAAAAUUAGAAUAUUUCAGUUCAGUGUUCGGUCAUUUUGAGUACUUGUUAUUUGCCUGAGUGCAAAAUGUAAUGCUUCUGUGCAUCCCUAUUGAGUUGGAACUCAGCUCAAGGUCUGGCUUCUGGAUAAAUAUAUGGAAAGGCACCUAAACAGGCAAAUAAGUGCUUUUCAUUCUGUGUAUGCAAUUGAUGCUUGCCUUAUCCUCAUCACAGUACUGUGAGAAUGAUGGGAGUCAAGUUCCUUUAGCCCAUGUGAAGCUCAGUAGGGAACUAGGAAACUGGACGUAGUGUAAGGUAAACGAAGGCCUGAAAUUAUACGGCUGCUGUUCACAGAAUGUGGGAUAGCAUCCCCAUCCCUGGCAUGAACAAAAUAAGGAGCACUUAUUUCUAGCCUCUAAUUUGUUAACCAGAAUUACUGUUAAACCUUUAAAAAGGAAUUCAGAAAUCUACUUUUCUAAAGAUAAUGCUCUACUGUAACAGCUCAAAAUCCAAAGGUCACCCCUCCCAGAGCUGGCCAAACAAUAUCCCCUGUAUCUGCAAAAAGUGUAGAUAAACUGGAUAACCCUAUAUCUAUUAAUCCCUUUUUCCUUCAAUUGUUUCACAAAUAUGCCUGUAGAAGUGUCUUACCUUGACAAUGUUUGGCUGGAGUCAAGAAGGUAAAUGUCAUGGAAGAAUCUCCUGUAGUUGAGGCAGAAAUAUAUUCAGUACAUGAAGUCUUCCAGAAAUGACAUUGCAUCAAAUACAGUGGCCUUUUCUGAAUUCCAAAGGAGAGAUGAAUAAACUAUAAACAUUAUUUUUAGAGGCAGCAUACCCUAUUUUUAAUGACUAUAUGCCUUAUCUUCCAAUUACAGUUGGGUAUGGACAAUCGGUAUAUGGCAAAAUGUCAUGAAACUGCAAUUUCCAGCACCCCCUAACAGUGUUUGAAUGUCAGCGGGAUUCUGGGAUUUGUAGUUCCUCAUCACCUGGUAGGCCACAGGUUAACUGACCCUGCAGGGCAAACAACAUUCCUUCAAUAAAUACAUACAUUUAUACAAGAGUGCGACAUACUAUGACUUUCCAUCACAUCUUCUCCGUAGGCUUCAACAACCUAGAGGUCAAAAAGAGAUGUUCCUCUACUGGAGUCUAUACAGAAUAUAUCUUUACUAACAACAGCAAUAUGGCAGCUUCUACUUGCACAAAAGUAAAAGCUGCACUAAGCUGUGCCCUCAAUAUUGUUGACAAAAACCUGAAUUAGUGUUUGUAGUAUUGAGUAAGUAACCCUUGAUAUGCAAUUUUUUGACAUUUCAUAAGAAUUCUCUGUUCAUCAGUUGUUUCUUAAGCCCCCUACUGUUUUAAGAGAAUGAAGGGGUCUCACCUUUGGGUUAUAGCCAUACAUAGGUAGAAGACUAGGCUCAUUAAUGACACUUUAUACCCCCCCCCACAGCUGGAGUGGAUACUGACACUGGAUUCUUCUGUUACCCCAUAAGCUGCAGAACUGAGGGCACAGGCUUAAUUUGUAUCACAGUGUGUGUGUGUGUUAUCACUCGGCUGCCAUACUGUAACCUUAGGUGCUUUUGUAACCAACUUCCAUAAUAAACAGAUUAUUGAAACUUG
Messenger RNA from Xenopus laevis (African clawed frog), 4848 nucleotides. RefSeq names its product sodium- and chloride-dependent taurine transporter (gene slc6a6.S). Lineage: Eukaryota; Metazoa; Chordata; Amphibia; Anura; Pipidae. Gene Ontology annotation, biological process: taurine transmembrane transport; sodium ion transmembrane transport; amino acid transport. Gene Ontology annotation, cellular component: membrane; plasma membrane; mitochondrial inner membrane. The coding region runs from base 250 to 2100 and encodes 616 amino acids. The transcript is spliced from 14 exons. Gene Ontology annotation, molecular function: taurine:sodium symporter activity; gamma-aminobutyric acid:sodium:chloride symporter activity. The record is from RefSeq and is a predicted model, not a curated record.